GCGGGGGGGCGGCGCGUGAGCGGGCGGCGCGGGGCGGCGCGGGGCGGGCGGGCGCCCGCGAUGUGCCACUCGGCGCCUCCCCCGCCGGGCCCGGGCUGCGCGGCGGCGGGGCGGCCCUAGGAGCCGGGCGAGCGGCGCGGAGGGGGCGAGCCCAGCGCGCGAGUCUCAUUGUUGUGGGGGGGGGCCCGUCGGGGCAUGAGGGCGAGAGCACGGCGGGGGGGGGCGGCCAGACAGAGCGAGCGAGGAGGAGGAGGAGGAGGACGCGGAGGAGGAGGAAGGAGGAGGCAAAGAAAAGAAGCGGCGGCGGCGGAGGAAGAGGAGGAGGGGGCGAGGAGGCGCGCGGCCCCCCCGCUCCCUCCCUCCCCCCUGACCCCCGACCCCCGCCGGCCGGCCCCCAGCCCCAGCCCCGGAGGGAGCUCAUGGGAGUAUGAAGGAGAUGGUAGGAGGCUGCUGCGUAUGUUCGGACGAGAGGGGCUGGGCCGAGAACCCGCUGGUCUACUGCGAUGGGCACGCGUGCAGCGUGGCCGUCCACCAAGCUUGCUAUGGCAUCGUUCAGGUGCCAACGGGACCCUGGUUCUGCCGGAAAUGUGAAUCUCAGGAGCGAGCAGCCAGGGUGAGGUGUGAGCUGUGCCCACACAAAGAUGGGGCAUUGAAGAGGACUGAUAAUGGAGGCUGGGCACAUGUGGUGUGUGCCCUCUACAUCCCUGAGGUGCAGUUUGCCAACGUGCUUACCAUGGAGCCCAUCGUGCUGCAGUACGUGCCUCAUGAUCGCUUCAACAAGACCUGUUACAUCUGCGAGGAGCAGGGCCGGGAGAGCAAGGCAGCCUCGGGAGCCUGCAUGACCUGUAACCGCCAUGGAUGUCGACAAGCUUUCCACGUCACCUGUGCCCAGAUGGCAGGCCUGCUGUGUGAGGAGGAAGUGCUGGAGGUGGACAACGUCAAAUACUGCGGCUACUGCAAAUACCAUUUCAGCAAGAUGAAGACAUCCCGGCACAGCAGCGGGGGAGGCGGAGGAGGCUCUGGAGGAGGAGGAGGAGGUGGCAGCAGCAGCAGCAGCAUGGGGGGAGGUGGCAGUGGCUUCAUCUCUGGCAGGAGAAGCAGGUCAACCUCACCAUCUACACAGCAGGAGAAGCACCCCACCCACCAUGAGAGGGGCCAGAAGAAGAGUCGAAAGGACAAAGAACGCCUUAAACAGAAGCACAAGAAGCGGCCUGAGUCGCCCCCCAGCAUCCUCACCCCGCCUGUGGUCCCCACUGCUGACAAGGUCUCCUCCUCGGCCUCCUCUUCCUCCCACCACGAGGCCAGCACGCAGGAGACCUCUGAGAGCAGCAGGGACUCAAAGGGGAAAAAGUCUUCCAGCCAUAGCCUGAGUCAUAAGGGGAAGAAACUGAGCAGUGGGAAAGGUGUGAGCAGUUUUACCUCCGCCUCCUCCUCUUCCUCCUCCUCUUCCUCCUCCUCUGGGGGGCCCUUCCAGCCUGCAGUCUCGUCCCUGCAGAGCUCCCCUGAAUUUUCUGCAUUCCCCAAGCUGGAACAGCCAGAGGAGGACAAGUACCCCAAGCCCACAGCCCCCGCCGCUUCAGCCCCGCCUUCUCCCUCAGCCCCGGAGCCCCCCAAGGCUGACCUUUUUGAGCAGAAGGUGGUUUUCUCUGGCUUUGGGCCCAUCAUGCGCUUCUCCACCACCACCUCCAGCUCAGGCCGGACCCGGGCGCCCUCCCCUGGGGACUAUAAGUCUCCACACGUCACGGGGUCUGGGGCCUCAGCAGGCACCCACAAGCGGAUGCCCACACUGAGUGCCACCCCUGUGCCUGCUGAGGAGACCCCUGAGACAGGCCUGAAGGAGAAGAAGCACAAAGCCAGCAAGAGGAGCCGCCAUGGGCCAGGCCGUCCCAAGGGCAGCCGAAACAAGGAGGGCACUGGGGGCCUGGCUACCCCGUCCUUGCCCAGUGCCCAGCUGGCUGGCUUUACCGCCACUGCUGCCUCACCCUUCUCCGGAGGCUCCCUGGUCAGUUCUGGCCUGGGAGGUCUGGCCUCCCGAACCUUUGGGCCUUCUGGGAGCUUGCCCAGCCUGAGCCUGGAGUCCCCCUUGCUAGGGGCAGGCAUCUACACCAGUAAUAAGGACCCCAUCUCCCACACUGGCGGGAUGCUGCGGGCUGUCUGCAGCACCCCCCUCUCCUCCAGCCUGCUAGGGCCCCCAGGGACCUCGGCCCUGCCCCGCCUCAGCCGAUCCCCGUUCACCAGCACCCUCCCCAACUCCUCUGCUUCUAUCUCCACCACUCAGGUGUUUUCUCUGGCUGGCUCUACCUUUAGCCUCCCUUCCACCCACGUCUUUGGAACCCCCAUGGGUGCCGUUAACCCCCUCCUCCCCCAAGCCGAGAGCAGCCACACAGAGCCAGACCUGGAGGACUGCAGCUUCCGGUGUCGGGGGACCUCCCCCCAGGAGAGUCUGUCUUCCAUGUCCCCCAUCAGCAGCCUCCCCGCACUCUUCGACCAGACAGCCUCUGCACCCUGCGGGGGCGGCCAGUUAGACCCGGCGGCCCCAGGGACGACUAACAUGGAGCAGCUGCUGGAGAAGCAGGGCGACGGGGAAGCCGGCGUCAACAUCGUGGAGAUGCUGAAAGCGCUGCACGCGCUGCAGAAGGAAAACCAGCGGCUGCAAGAGCAGAUCCUGAGCCUGACGGCCAAGAAGGAGCGGCUGCAGAUUCUCAACGUGCAGCUCUCUGUGCCCUUCCCUGCCCUGCCUGCUGCCCUGCCUACCGCCAACGGCCCUGUCUCUGGGCCCUAUGGCCUGCCUCCCCAAGCAGGCAGCAGCGACUCCUUGAGCACCAGCAAGAGCCCUCCGGGAAAGAGCAGCCUCGGCCUGGACAACUCGCUGUCCACUUCUUCUGAGGACCCACACUCAGGCUGCCCGAGCCGCAGCAGCUCGUCGCUGUCCUUCCACAGCACGCCCCCACCGCUGCCCCUGCUCCAGCAGAGCCCUGCCACUCUGCCCCUGGCCCUGCCUGGGGCCCCUGCCCCACUCCCACCCCAGCCGCAGAACGGGUUGGGCCGGGCACCAGGGGCAGCGGGGCUGGGGGCCAUGCCCAUGGCUGAGGGGCUGUUGGGGGGGCUGGCAGGCAGUGGGGGCCUUCCCCUCAAUGGGCUCCUUGGGGGGUUGAAUGGGGCCGCUGCCCCCAACCCUGCAAGCUUGAGCCAGGCUGGCGGGGCCCCCACGCUGCAGCUGCCAGGCUGUCUCAACAGCCUUACAGAGCAGCAGAGACACCUCUUUCAGCAGCAAGAGCAGCAGCUCCAGCAACUCCAGCAGCUCCUGGCCUCCCCGCAGCUGACCCCGGAACACCAGACUGUUGUCUACCAGAUGAUCCAGCAGAUCCAGCAGAAACGGGAGCUGCAGCGCCUGCAGAUGGCCGGGGGCUCCCAGCUGCCCAUGGCGAGCCUGCUGGCAGGAAGCUCCACCCCGCUGCUGUCUGCGGGCACCCCUGGCCUGCUGCCCACGGCGUCUGCUCCACCCCUGCUGCCCGCCGGAGCCCUAGUGGCUCCCUCACUUGGCAACAACACAAGUCUCAUGGCCGCAGCAGCUGCAGCUGCAGCAGUGGCAGCCGCAGGCGGACCUCCAGUCCUCACUGCCCAGACCAACCCCUUCCUCAGCCUGUCGGGGGCAGAUGGCAGUGGCGGUGGCCCCAAAGGAGGGACCGCUGACAAAGGAGCCUCAGCCAACCAGGAAAAAGGCUAAAUCCACCCUCACCCCUCCUGACCCCCUAAGUGGAGGGAGCAGAUCCUGGCCUGAGGGGUCCUACCCUGGAGCAGGCACCUGCGCCCAGACCCUGGAGAGCCCCGACCCAGUGCUGAGGUCCAGGGAGUGUGGCGAGCUCCUGGUGCCGAGGACUGGGACUGGAGGGGAGCCCCUUCCAUCUGGCCCCCUUCCCUUUCUGCACUGUCCGCUUUGUGAGGCUCAGAGAAAGGACAGUCCACAAGCCCACCUAGGAGCUCCACUCCCAGCAGAUGUUUUGGGGGUCCCUGAGAGCAAAGUGGGCCAUGGCCGAAGUAGGGGUUCGUUGGACCUGUCACAUGAAAUGGAUCAGCACUUGAAUGGGGAGAAGUGGAGCAAGAGGCCCUGGGCCUGUCCCCGAGGGGAAAUCUUUUACGGAAGAAGGGCUGGACCCACUUUACCUGCAGUUUCUUCCCAGCUUGGGCAGAUGGCAGAAGGGACCCCUUGGACUUUUUCUUGCCAUCCCUCCCUCCCAGCGCAGGGGCACAAGCUGAGCUUGUAAAAGCCCACGGAUGGCGGGGGCUGGAGAAGGGGCAGAACAGCAUCACACUCAGCCCUCAACCUCUUGGGGCCCAGGUGAUGAGGAGGAGAGGGCAGGUUCGGGGAGGCACCGGCCUUGCUUGGUGCCCCGCCCUUUGUUUGCACUAUUGGACUUAGGAGUGCCGAGGGUGGGGAGAUGGAGCUGCCUGACUCUGUGUGUGUGUGAGAGAGAGAGAGAGUGUGUGUGUGUGUGUGUGUGUGUGUGUGUGUGUGUCUGCCUGCCUGCCUGCCUCUCUCCCCCUGGACCCGGGGCAGCCAAGAGCAGGGAUAGGUGCAGUGGUCAGUGAAGCAGCACCAGAGAGGGGAGCUCCCAGCUCUUAUUUGCACGCUCCCCACCUCACCAACUUUCGUCCCUCUCUGGGGCAUGAAUGCUUAACAAAAACCAGAGCAGUACUCCAAUAUUGGAGAGUCCCUGGGGACUUGGGCUUUGAAUCAGGGUAAUAUCCUGCCUUCCCUCCCCUGACCCCAUAUGGUCUCAGGGCCCCCUUAGGGCCCCCUACCCCACUGAUAGCUUGGUCCUUCCCUGGCACAAGGGGAGCCCCAGGGCUUGGCGGGGGGAGCUAAGGGGGGAAAAUGCCACUGCUUUUAGCAAAAGCCUCCCUCCCAGAAUUAGCCAGCCUGCCUCCUGCACCCUACCCCCACCAACCAGGGGAGCCACUAAGCUGAGCUAACAACUGUCCCUCACCCACCAGCUAUUUCCCAGGGUGUCGUGGGCACUUCUCACCUUAAAAGAGUCUCCGCCUGCCCUGGCCUUUGGCACAGAAGCUGAAUGGACAGUCAGGAGAGAGGCGAGAGGCAAGGCGAAGCCUGUGUCCUUCGGUUGCACUGGGGUUGGAGCCCGGGGUAGGCGCUUCCCGCUUCCUCAGGCUCCCGCCUUGUCAGUCUCUUUGCAUGUGUGGAUUUCUCUGUGUGUGUUUCCGUUUGGGUUUUUGUUGUUGGGUUUUUUUUUUUUUUUUUAAUAAAAGAAGAUGUGUAUAUUUUUGGCAACGACAGAAACGUAGUGCAGAUAUAUUUUUGCCUGUGCUGCUCAGUUGUUUUUUUUCUGAUACUGAAAAUAAUAUUAAUAUUCCUGUUGAUAAGACUUUGUAAGAUGUUAGGGAGCUGAUAAUGGAGGGGGUGGGAAUCCUUCAGAGGCAAUUUCUUAGGCACUUGCAAAGGGCUUGGGGGAGGGGGAGGCAGUUGUGAUGACCUCAGAAAUACUUUCUAUUAAUGCUAAAUAUGUUAGAAAGAAAUGUUAGAAUUCAGCAUUUUAUUCAUUUUAAUCUAUUAAGCUCUAUAACUCCCUGCCCCAAACCACUGAAAAGAAAAGUAAACUUCAGGCUGGGUGUGGUGGCUCAUGCCUGUAAUCCCAGCACUUUGGGAGGCUGAGGUGGGUGGAUCACCUGAGGUCAGGAGUUUGAGACCAGCCUGGCCAACAUGGUGAAACCUCAUCUCUACUAAAAAUACAAAAAUUAGCCAGGUGUGAUGAUGCACGCCUGUAAUCUCAGCUACUUGGGAGGCUGAGGCACAAGAAUUGCUUGAACCUCGGAGGCUGAGGUUGCAGUGAACCGAGAUUGCAGUGAGCCAAGAUUGUGCCACUGUACUCCAGCCUGGGCAACAGAGUGAGAUUCUGUCUCAAAAAAAAAAGAAAA
Callithrix jacchus (white-tufted-ear marmoset) is the source of this 5934-nucleotide messenger RNA. It is a transcript of the gene MLLT6, whose product is annotated as MLLT6, PHD finger containing. NCBI's taxonomy places the organism in Eukaryota, Metazoa, Chordata, Mammalia, Primates, Cebidae. Gene Ontology annotation, cellular component: nucleus. Gene Ontology annotation, biological process: regulation of transcription by RNA polymerase II. The record is from RefSeq and is a predicted model, not a curated record. Gene Ontology annotation, molecular function: nucleosome binding; histone binding.